This is a messenger RNA of Stomoxys calcitrans (stable fly), 1857 nucleotides long. RefSeq lists its product as uncharacterized. Bases 364 to 1857 code for a protein of 497 amino acids. NCBI's taxonomy places the organism in Eukaryota, Metazoa, Arthropoda, Insecta, Diptera, Muscidae. The record is from RefSeq and is a predicted model, not a curated record. The transcript has 5 exons.
GAUUCACUCUCGAGAUGUUGCAUAUCAUCGACUUACCGCCUGACGAGAGAAUGAAUUUCAAGAAAGAUAUAGAAAGCUGCGCGAAGGUAUACCGCCACACAGUCAACAAGCACAGCAGAAGAGAACAUUUAGUUGCCAACAGACAAUAGUUCGUGUAACAACUCAUUAAAUCCUUGAAAAUGGUAGACGGAGUCUACCGAAAUAUUGGAGAAAAAUAAAAGAAAAAAACCUUAAAUAUUUGUGUUUUAAUGGACCUAUAGCCGAUACAAUACAACAAAAUUACAAGAAUUUUAAACCAGGUCAACAAUACCCUAACAGAGUAUACAUCAACGGGAGGCACGCCGUAAUAUAAAAACAAAUAAGAUGACAAUAUACAAAAACAUCAAACAAAAGUACAAUGAGCACACAUACAGAACGGCCCAGCAAUAUUCGAAACACCAAAAACAAAUAGCCAAGCUCAAAACAUCUGUAACAUUUUUAAUAAAAUGUAAGAGAACAGGCAUCAUACCAAACUUCAUAAUCAAUGCAACCAAACACACUAACAACAUCUUCCAAACACACAAAACCAAGAAAAUCCCGCCAAAUAUUGAGAAAACAUUACACAGGUACAUUCACAACUUUCACACGAAAGUAUUAAAACUUCUAAUACAAUACAAACACAAGCAAAUCCACUCUUUUAAAGAGAAAGUAGAGAAUACAAAGACUAAGCUAGGAGAACUACUGACUCAAGAUGAUUUCCUACAAUACCUCGACAGUGAGCUUACUCUCUACAAGGGCAAUGUUAGCAAGAGCAAGACAACACACAUAAAGAAACUACAGGCACUCACACAACGACAAGACAAGGCCCUCAACAUUAGACGCAACGACGUGUGGUUUGUGAAUAAAACAGAGCGAGAGAUACCAACGAACGUACAAUGGAUUCUCUCUUUAGGUCCGAAACACGCUCUCCCACACACCAACAAGAACUUUCCACUCUUGCAAGUCAUUGCAGAGGGAGAGGAGUGUGUACAAACUAUAGAGAAUAGAGAGGAACAGGAGAUGGGAAGAACCAAGCUUACAACAUUGAUAGACGAUCACUUACGAAAGUCAAAGAUGAGCAUGAGAGACAAAUAUGUGGUGGACACAGUGUCUCAAACAAGAAAAUAUUUAAAGGAGAAUGAGGAUUUAUUAAUUUUAACGGCAGACAAGGGAGGAAAGACAGUGGCUUUGUACAAAGAUGACUACGAGCAAAAAAUGAAGGCAAUAAUACACGAUAUGUGUAUGUAUAGGCGCUUAAAGAUUGACCCAACAUCUAGGCUACAGACAAGGAACAACAAAUUGGUGGAUAAACUUCACAACUUGAAUCUUAUCAGCAUCCAGGAGAAGAAUAAAUUGACCAGCAAGACCGCAUUGGCCCCUCGAAUAUAUGGACUCCCAAAGAUCCAUAAAGAAGGUACACCGUUGAGACCAAUAUGUUCAUCAAUAAACGCGCCGUCCUAUCAUCUAUUUCCUCUAAUAGAACUUCAAUCAGCACAAGAGACUUACGAAGAGUUGGUAAUUAUUUUAAAUGGCGCCACUUCUUUAAAGCUGCAGAAGUUCUUUUCGGCAUGGGAUGCCCUUCAGGUGACCGCAGCCUUUGGGAUGACUUCAGCGCCGUUUCCAAAAUUAAACGUAUUGUCUUUGGGCAGCAUGUGUAGCGAAACUUCGAGCCCAAUUAAGGGAGCCUUUCUCUUUAUUUGUGAGAGUUUUGGUAUCAUAAGGAGCGUAUUGACUAGAACCGAGUGUCUUCGUCUAAAGCCCUUGCUGACCAGUCGGCUGUCGGCUAGUGGAGUCUGGACCAGUCAAGGUCUCAGUAGUAGACAACAUGAUACGGCCUGA